This is a messenger RNA of Capsella rubella, 534 nucleotides long. Its product is annotated as heavy metal-associated isoprenylated plant protein 14. NCBI's taxonomy places the organism in Eukaryota, Viridiplantae, Streptophyta, Magnoliopsida, Brassicales, Brassicaceae. The coding region runs from base 86 to 451 and encodes 121 amino acids. The transcript is spliced from 3 exons. The record is from RefSeq and is a predicted model, not a curated record. Gene Ontology annotation, molecular function: metal ion binding.
AGAAACUUCACCAUAUCUCAAAAUCUAUCCCUAGCUCCUCUAUUUGAAAAACUUUCUGAAGCUUUUUCCAUAAUUUUAUCGAACCAUGGCCGCGAAGAAAGCUGUGUUGCAAUUGAGUAUUCAUCACGAGGAGAGAACAAGGAAGAAGGUGUUUGUGACCGUUUCUCGAUUUCCUGGUGUAACUUCGAUAACAAUAGAUGACAAAGCAGGGAAACUGACGGUAGUUGGAGAAAUUGAUGUAUCGGUUAUAGUGAUGAAGCUAAGGAAGCUAUGUAACGCAGAGAUUGUUUCGGUAGAUGAUGUUAAACCACCUGAGAAAAAGCCUGAACCGGAGAAACCGGCUCCGGUUAUUUCAUAUCCAUUUGUGAUGAACUCCCCGUACUCAUACAAUCCUGCAUGUGCCUAUGCAGAUCCUUACUAUCAUCAACCCAAUACUUGUGUGAUUAUGUGAUUUUUCUAUAGAGUUCUUUCAAAUAUUGUUAAUUUAUAUUAAUAUUUAGGUUCUGAAUAGUAAGUUAGUAACGUGCUGAACAA